GAUGCAGCUAAGUGAGCAGACAACAGGUAUAAAGUCACGAUCUUGGCUUUCUCUAACAGUUGGACUUCCACAAUCCGCACCUUCAAAGUUAUUGCAACUAACAUUCAUUAAUCACUAGAUGCGUCUAUUUCACUUCUUUAAGUGAUUUCCCACCGACUAUAACUAUAAGGCUGUGAUAUUACAAGUACUACCCAAUUACAAAAAAAGGGAUUCCCACUUCCCAGAUCUGCUUGAUUUGAUUAUUAUGGCUUCUAAGCUUCUUAUGAUUUCUGUUUUUGUCCUUAAUGUCAUUGCUUUUGGCCUUGCUGUUGCUGCUGAACAAAGACGAAGCCAUGCUCAGGUUGUUUCAGACCCAAAUGCAGACUACAAGUACUGCAAGUAUGAUUCAGAUGUCGCAACAGGAUAUGGUAUCGGUGCCUUCUUUUGCCUUCUGGCUAGCCAAGUCAUCGUCAUGGUAGUAAGUCGAUGCUUCUGCUGUGGUCAGGCUCUUAGUCCUGGCGGAUCAAGGGCUUGUGCUGUUAUUCUCUUCAUUGUCUGCUGGCUUACAUUCUUUAUUGCGGAGAUCUGUUUAUUGGCGGGUUCAGCUAGAAACGCAUACCACACCAAAUACAAGCGUUUCUACGAAGAUGGUGCACCAAAUUGCGAGACUCUUAGGAAAGGUGUCUUUGCAGCAGGUGCUGCUUUCACUUUUUUUACCGCCAUAAUCGCUGAGUUCUACUAUUUUUUCUACUCAAAGGCAAAUGACAGCUUCAAACCCUAAGGUGCAAUACACAGUUAGUGCCUUAAAUAGGAUUUGAAACAUACCUUAAUGUUUUGCGGUCUUCAUUGAUGUGUUCAUAGACGACUCGUUUUGACAGCAGUCGAUUUUUAGGAAUUCUUUCGUGUAGCAAAUGUCUCAUGUAUUCAUUGUUAUGCUUCUUGUGUAUCCGUUUCAUUGUUAUAUACUUGUGUUAACUGUUAAGACUCUUUUGGGUUUUAAGAAAGACAAAUAAUAGCAGUUGUUUUAUAA
Molecule: messenger RNA, 1009 nt
Organism: Amaranthus tricolor (Joseph's coat)
Lineage: Eukaryota; Viridiplantae; Streptophyta; Magnoliopsida; Caryophyllales; Amaranthaceae
Exons: 3
Coding region: 245-760 (171 amino acids)
Source: RefSeq, a predicted model, not a curated record